UGAAAGCGGAACAAUAGCGUCUGUCAGACAAAAGUGUGAGGCGCCAAACUCAAACUGCAAAAAAUGUCAACCAGCGGAGUGGAAACUGCAGCUCAGAGCCCGCUGCUCUCCUCCAGCUUCUGUUUCAGCCCGUGUGUUUGUAUGAGGGGCUGGUCAUCCGCCGUGUGGAAUGGCCUCCCUGACCCGCUGCUGGCCGCUGCCUCCUCCAGAUGCUCUGCCCCCGAGCCAUGGCUCCUCCCCGGCUGCAGCUCUGUCUAUGACAGCCUGGUCAGUAACCUCUCUCCAAUUCCAUCUGCUCCGGCUGCCAGCGGCCUGCGAGGACGAGAGAGGGCAACCCCCAACAAACCUCGCAGGCCGUCCAUCCUGGAGCGCUGUAUACUCAAAGUGUCCACCAGCAGUGUGGCUGUGGGGACGGACGAUCUGGACAACAAGAGGCCCCCUCCUGGUCGCUCCUACCCCCGCCUCCCGGACCCGGCCAACAUGGAGACCAACGCUGCAGUUUUGAAGCGGCGGCAGAAACAGAUCCAGUAUGGCAAAAACACCAGCGGCUACCAGAACUACCUGCAGCAAGUCCCCAAACACCUGAGGGACGCUAAACUCCACCCGUCCACUCCCAACAAGUACAGGAAGUACAGCAGGCGCUCCUGGGACAUGCAGGUGCGUCUGUGGAGGCGAGCGCUGCACCUGUGGGAUCCUCCGACUGACACCCAGCCGGACACUGCUGACACACAGGACCCUGUGGAGCAACUGCAGAACCAGCUGGCAAAGAUGACCUCUGACCUCUGUGAGGAUGGAGGAGACAAGCAGAGAGAGAAAGAGACUCCAGCAGCCUCUAAAGCCUCCUCUGUGUCUCCUCUGUCAGCCUUAACGUCUUUGGAGCUGACGGGACCCUGGAACGUCCCGCUUUCACCGGAGGCUGAGAUGAACCAAAGGGCUCUACGAUCUCCUCCCGGCCUAAGCUACUCCUUCAGAAGUCGGCUGACCAACAAUGACAACAUGACAGACUGGCUCCGCCUCCUGCUGGAGGCAGACAACGGCCAAGAUUUUGGCUCUGAUGACCAGCAGGUUCCUGUUUUCUCUGACCAGCUCUUGUGGAAUCCAUACUAAGUCACCUAAUCUCCACCAGUCUGAAAGAAACAAAGUUCAGUCGUCUGUAAACGUCUGAAACUCCUCAAUCAUCUUUGAGGAAACUCGAUGUGGCAUUGUUUAUCCUCAAUGUGUCGGAGUAGAGUUUGUGUGUUUCCAGUACAUUUGUCUUUUUAAGAUGCUUGAAGAUUUACUAUGACAGCAGGGAUGUGACUGAUCCUUGAUCAGAGUACCAUCCAACCCUCCAUCGGGAGGCCUGCGACCUGAAGAGAGGAACCACCUCUUCUCUCAGCUGAACACCUGAGCAUGAUACGAUAGUUUGCACUUUAUAUAUUUAUGUUAAAUUGCAUCAGAUGGCACACUUCUCACCUGCAUCAUGUUUUAGUUUCAACUUCUGCACUAAUGGAAAAGCUGCUAUAUAUAUAUCUAUAUAUUUUUUUUUUGUACUUUAAGUCACUUUGUGUCACUUUUAUCGCCUCUUCUGCAGGCUUGUCUUUUGUCCACCAUCACCUUCAUGCUCUACUGUCUGGCUCAGGCUCCAGCUUCUCCUUUCUCUACCUCCAAUGUUUUUUCUAAAAAACAAAAAACCCUUAUUAAUUGAAGGGAAAUGGCUGUCACUUUGUGUUGUGAGUUUUAUUUUACUUUGUUUGUCAUUUUGUGCUGCUUGAAUGUCAAGAGCAAAGCUGAACGAUUAAUAAAGAUGUAAAUAAAGUGUUAUAAAUUCA
Messenger RNA from Centropristis striata (black sea bass), 1811 nucleotides. It is a transcript of the gene slbp2, whose product is annotated as stem-loop binding protein 2. Gene Ontology annotation, molecular function: histone pre-mRNA stem-loop binding; mRNA binding. Lineage: Eukaryota; Metazoa; Chordata; Actinopteri; Perciformes; Serranidae. Bases 64 to 1107 code for a protein of 347 amino acids. The transcript is spliced from 9 exons. Gene Ontology annotation, cellular component: cytoplasm; histone pre-mRNA 3'end processing complex. Gene Ontology annotation, biological process: mRNA 3'-end processing by stem-loop binding and cleavage; mRNA transport. The record is from RefSeq and is a predicted model, not a curated record.